AUGAUGGAAUCGAAAUUGCAACGCAAAGGUUGGAAUCUAUACGACCCUGUAAAAGAGUUUAAACGACAGAAUCUUCUAUCAAGUGAUGGCGGAACGUCAUACUGGCGUCUUUCAGAAAUCAACGUGGAUUACAAGCUCUGUAUAUCAUAUCCACAAAUGCUUCUAGUUCCAUCUUCGGUGUCAGAUUCUGUAUUGCAACACGCAGGUAAAUUCAGGCUGAAGCAGAGAAUUCCCGUUGUUGUAUAUAAGCAUAGACUUUGCCCGAAUGGGAAUAUUAUUGCACGUUGCGCUCAGCCUUUAGUGGGAUUAAACUUUCAAAAUCGAUCACUUCAGGAUGAGAAGCUAGUUGAGGAGAUUUUUAGAACUCAGGAACGUGAAUGCAAAUCAGGUAUUCGUGGAGCUUCGGCUCUUAUUGAACAGCCUCAAAGAAAUCUAAUUGUCGAUUUAAGACCAAUAACUAACGCUAUGGCUCAGCAUGCCUUGGGAGCGGGAACGGAGAUAAUUGAUAAUUAUAGAGCGAAGAAGCAUGACGAAGCUCUGGCAGACGGCAGGCCGCAGCCAACUCAAAAGGUCGAGAAGAUCUUCUGCAACAUUGACAACAUCCACGUAAUGCGUGACUCGUUAAACAAGCUAGUGAGUGUUCUCAGUGACCUCGACAAAUACCCCAUUUCAACGAAUACAACUGAUAGCAUCCACUUCCCUUCAUUGCAGCAAUUGUUGACCAAAACUCAAUGGCUUCAUCGGUUAUCGAUUAUUUUACAGGCGGUUGAUCGAAUCACCAAGUCAGUUCAUUUAAACAAUACGAACGUUUUGAUACAUUGUUCGGAUGGCUGGGACAGGACAUCGCAGGUUUCCGCUUUGCUGCAGCUAUGUUUGGACCCAUAUUACCGCACGAUAGAAGGCUUCAUGGUUCUUGUUGAAAAAGAAUGGUUAAGUUUGGGGUUUAAAUUUGCUACGAGAGCAGAUCAUGGUGCAUGUAUUGGAGCAGCCUUGCCAAUGAAAGAGAGUGGGAUGGAAGAAAGCCAAAAUGAUGGAGAUGAGUCUAAACUACCCAAUUCCACCACACCUGUAUCUCGGAUACCUACUUCUAUGGGAACUAAAGUAUCCAUGACGACCUUUUUGCUGAAGGCUGCAACACAUAUUAAGAAUACUGCGUCGGCAGCAGCAGCAGCAUCAGCAGCAGCUGCUACUGCAACAUCGGAACGCGAUGGUGAUUCAAGAUUAAACGGCGCAUCGCCCACAUCGUACAACGGUAGUAGCGAAAGGUCUCCCAUCUUUCAUCAAUUCCUUGAUUGCGUGUAUCAAAUCCUUCGCCAACAUCCCGAAAAAUUUGAGUUUAACACUCGCUUUCUUAAAAGACUAUUUUAUCAUCACUAUUCGUGUCAAUAUGGUACAUUUCUCUGUGAUUCAGAGUAUGAGGCCAAGCAAGUGCUCCGGACGAAGGAUUCAACAGUAUCUGUUUGGGAUUACUUUUUAUCAAGGCCACAGGAGUUUUUAAACGCAAAUUAUCAUGAGAAGACUAAUCUGGAAGUUUUAUUCUUCAACUAUUCGGAAGUUAAAUGGUGGUUCGAGCUUUACGGUCGUUCAGAUGAGGAGAUGAAUGGGCUCUCCAAUUCAUUGCAGAAGAAGUUUGCUCGUUUAUCUUUGAAAGAAACCUCGCCAGACUCCGGCUCUAGUUCCAUGAACUAG
Molecule: messenger RNA, 1689 nt
Organism: Candidozyma auris
Lineage: Eukaryota; Fungi; Ascomycota; Pichiomycetes; Serinales; Metschnikowiaceae
Product: phosphatidylinositol-3-phosphatase YMR1
Exons: 1
Coding region: 1-1689 (562 amino acids)
Biological process (GO): dephosphorylation
Molecular function (GO): phosphatase activity
Source: RefSeq, a predicted model, not a curated record